This is a messenger RNA of Centruroides sculpturatus (bark scorpion), 1003 nucleotides long. RefSeq lists its product as uncharacterized. Lineage: Eukaryota; Metazoa; Arthropoda; Arachnida; Scorpiones; Buthidae. Bases 104 to 730 code for a protein of 208 amino acids. The transcript has a single exon. The record is from RefSeq and is a predicted model, not a curated record.
AAGAAGAUACAUAAGCACCGUUAAUCAUGUUCAUAAAUGGUAUACGGGAGAUAUUUGGAAUUCAGAAGAUCCUGCUCAUAAGUCUCUCUUAAUUGUCAGAAGCAUGCAUAAGAAAAUCACCGACAAAACAAAUAAACAAUUUUCUGACGGGAGUUUCGUUUUUGGUUCUCAAUUUGCUAUGGCUAUGACUCAGUUUGCAUUUGUAGGUCUUAUUACUUUGUUCCCGACUAAACUAGCCAUAGAUUGGAAUAAAGAAGAUACAGAAUGUUUUCUACAUUUUUGGAGAUGCAUUGGAUAUUUACUUGGUAUGGAAGACCAGUAUAAUAUAUGUAAAGAAAGUUACCAGAACAUAACAUCACUGUUUAAUGAAAUUUUAGAAAAAGAAAUAAAGCCAAAUAUUAAAAAACCUCUCGAAGAAUCCGUGCAAAUGGCAAAAGAUAUUGUAACUACGCUUAGAUGCGUAAACCCUAUGCUGAGUUGGAAAUCUUUAAGUGAAUACUGGAAUGAAAAUUUAGAAAUAAGUUCCGAACGGAAUUUAAGUAUAUUUGAUUGGGUUGUUUAUUGGUGGCUUCGAUUAGUAUUUAAUUUUUUGUUAUGGUUUCAAAUUUUAAGAAACUGUUUUAAUAUUUUGACAAUAUCUUCUUUGAAUAAAGUAGUUAAUAAUAUGGCUUUUUAUGAAAAUAGUGCUCGAAAAUUAGAAACCAAAUUAAAUAGGGGAAAAUGCGAUUAGAAUUCGGAAUUAUUACUAAAUUUAUAAAAUAUUUUAAAAUAUAUUUUUAGAAAAUUCAUUAAUUAAAUAUGUAAAACAAAUAGGUAAAUAAUUAAAUAAUUUCAUAUUAAAUUUCAAUAUUUAGAUGACAGAUAUUUGAGAAAAUUUAUCAUAGAAAAAUUUUAGUUUAACAUUAAGCGGAGAGAAAUGUUAAGGAAACCCAAUCAUCUAAUUAUGAUAUUGCAAUAUGUGCAUUUUAUUCUGAAAUAACGAUUAUAUUAUUAAAAAAUUACG